Oenanthe melanoleuca is the source of this 2195-nucleotide messenger RNA. It is a transcript of the gene ASPA, whose product is annotated as aspartoacylase. Gene Ontology annotation, molecular function: hydrolase activity, acting on ester bonds; hydrolase activity, acting on carbon-nitrogen (but not peptide) bonds, in linear amides. The transcript has 6 exons. Bases 188 to 1135 code for a protein of 315 amino acids. Lineage: Eukaryota; Metazoa; Chordata; Aves; Passeriformes; Muscicapidae. The record is from RefSeq and is a predicted model, not a curated record.
CGGAAACAGAAGGGGAGGCUCCUUGGGGAGGGAGGUUGGAAAAUCCCGCCUCAAAACUGAGUUGAGAACUGUUGGGAGAAAUCCAUUCACUUUCUUUUGCAUCUGACCUAACCAGAAGAAAGACUCUCCUACUGGAAAGAAUUUAUUUAUUUUUUUUUCUCCUCAGAGAGAAAAGCUUUCCUCGAGCAUGAGUUCCCCGUGUGUCCCGGUGAGACGGGUGGGGCUCUUCGGGGGCACCCACGGCAAUGAAUUAUCGGGGGUGCUCCUGGUCAGGCACUGGCAGCAGGAUGGAGCCGAGAUCCAGAGGGCAGGAGUGGAGGUGAAACCUUUCCUCACCAACCCCAGAGCUGUGGAGAGGUGCACCAGGUACAUUGACUGUGAUCUCAACCGGGUCUUUGACCCCCAGAGUCUUGGCAGGCCAGUGGUGGAAGAUAUUCCAUAUGAAGUGAGGAGGGCUCAGGAAAUCAAUCAUAUAUUUGGUCCCAAAGGUAGUGAUGAUGCCUAUGACCUUAUUUUUGACCUUCACAACACCACUUCUAACAUGGGUGGUACCAUUAUUCUUGAAAACUCCAGGGAUGACUUUACAAUUCAAAUGGUUCAUUAUAUCAAGAACGCUUUGGCUCCAGAACCUUGUCCUGUUCUGCUGAUUGAACAUCCCAGCCUGAAAUAUGCAACAACUCGCUCUGUGGCAAAACAUCCUGUUGGUGUCGAGGUGGGGCCCCAGCCACAAGGUGUUGCUAGAGCUGAUGUUUUGGACAAAAUGAGGAAGAUUGUCAAACAUGGCCUUGAUUUUGUGCAACUUUUUAAUGAAGGCAAGGAAUUUCCACCAUGCACAAUCGAGGUUUUUAAAAUAAUGGAGAAAGUAGAUUAUCCCAGAAAUAAGAGUGGUGAAAUUAUUGCAAUAAUUCAUCCUCAACUACAGGAUCAAGACUGGCAGCCACUGAAGAAUGGUGAUCCUGUAUUUUUGACUCUUGAUGGAGAAGUAAUUCCAUAUCAGGGGAACUGUACAGUCUAUCCAACAUUUAUUAAUGAAGCAGCAUAUUAUGAAAAGAAACAAGCUUUUGUAAAAACAGAGAAAAUCAAACUCACUGCAAAACACCUCAGCUUGCCAGUCUCAGAGCAGAGCACUUCUUAAAAGCUUGUAACAAAUUUUUCAUAUAAAAAGUGGGUUUCCUUAUGAAGCCCAGGGUCAUUCAGUAGUAAUUUGUGGAAUAAAUACAGAACCUAAUUUUAAAUUGUAAUUUAAUUAACCUUGCUGAGCACUUUGAGAUCUAUUGUCAUAAUGCUGAUUUUGACUCUGUUUAUUGUUCUAAUAGAAUCCUAUAAUGCAAAGAAUUUAUAAAUAUUUUUAUUAAGAUUUUAUAAAUAUGCUCAUCCACAGUACUACAUUAUAUACAAAAUUUACAGCUUUUCUACUUCUUAACCCCAAACCUCAACAGCCAACACUUUUUACAAUAGGCUGAUCCCUAAAAUUAAUUCCUCAGGUAAACACACAAAAUGUGAGACAAAGGAAAAGCUGGGCAGAGAGAAACAGGGGGAGGGUGUGUAUAAUAAAUAAUAUUAUCUGCACAUGGGACUGACCCCCACGGUGCUGAAGUGGAAGCCUUGGGGUUUAUUUUGUUUCCACACUUACAAACAUAUAAACAAGCUAAACAGGAUUUCAGAGAAAUAUACUCUAAAAAGCUUUACAUUUCAUUUUGGUGUAUUUCACUAUCAAUUCAAGCUGCUUCUGAUUUAAGGCAAGAUUUAGGCAGCUAUGAUGAAGAGCAGAGCACAAACCAUACCUGAGUAUUCCAGAAUGGAAAUUAAGAAGUAUUCUAUAUGGAGAGACUUGUUUUGUAUCUGUAGAGAGAAAGCCUGUCAUAACAUCUUAAAAAGAGAAAAAAAUUGGGGCUUAAUUAAUUUUCUAAUGUUGUUUUUUACAUUUUUGACAAGUUGGUGAUAAAUAUUAAGAACUUUGCAUAAAGAUCCAUUAAUUAUUUAACUGAAAGAUUAAUUGUCCAGAUAACUGUCAUACUCUACCUUUGAAAAGUGAUGCCAUCCUCAUUUCCUACUAAAUUUAAAGUAUUUUUUCCUUGUCUUUGUGUAACUCUUAUGGCAAUAAAAAUUUAAAAAAAACCAACAACACAGGACAGAAUGUUGAUUGAAUGACAAGUUUUAUUUCCUUAAUUUAAAUAAACAUGGUAUAAAAAGCA